Messenger RNA from Vespa velutina, 2672 nucleotides. RefSeq lists its product as uncharacterized. Lineage: Eukaryota; Metazoa; Arthropoda; Insecta; Hymenoptera; Vespidae. Bases 917 to 1690 code for a protein of 257 amino acids. The transcript has 4 exons. Gene Ontology annotation, cellular component: plasma membrane. The record is from RefSeq and is a predicted model, not a curated record.
AUUAUUCAAAUAAAUUAAAAAUGAUUUAUAAUAAAAAAUAUUUCAGUUUUAUUAAAAAAAGAAAAUUAUAAAUAAAAGUAUUCACUAUUAUUAUAAUUAUAAUCAUAUUAAUUCGAUUUAAAGUAGUACUGAAAAUUUCUUCACCUUUUCCAAUAACAGUAUUUUAUAUUUUUCUUUUUUGUAAUAUAAUCGUUUGUUUUAAAGCUUUAAGCGAAGAAGUUGACUUACCUUAAGUGUCAUUUACCUUGAAAAUAAAUAUAAUUUUAUACAAAAAUCAGAUAUUCUCAGGCAGCAAAAUCAUAUGUAUUUAAAAAAAAAAUAAAGUAUAUAGAAAAUCCCACUACCAAAAUAAAUAAAAAAUAGAAUUAUGUUUACUGACUAACUUUGCAAUCAUUUAAUGGUGUAUUUAAUAACUUUUUUUUUUAAUAAAUACUUGAAGUCGUUCACUUCGCAACAAGUGUCGAGACUAACAGACUCGAAGUGGGAUAUUACAUUAUUUUCAAUUGUUCCAUUCAUACUAAACGAUCAAACAGUGCAAUUAUCAACCUUCUGCUGUCAGUCUUACUUCAAAAGAACGUAUAGGAAGGUGUUUUAUUAUUAUCCUGUAGUGUUAAUUUAUAUACUGAAUAAGCAGGUGUUAGAAAAUGAAGUCAAUUGAAAUGAUAAACGCUAAAGAACUCGCCUACGAAAUAAAAAAGUACCAUGCUAUAUGUGACACUAAUGCUGAUGAAUACAACAAUAAAGUGAAAAAGUAAAAGGCAUGGCGGAAUGUAAUUGUUAAGUUUAUGCCCGAUUUCGAAAAAAGAUCCACAGAAAAAAAACUAAAUAAGUAAAUUUAUUAUUAGAAUAAUUAUUAUUUUUAUUGCAAAAAAGCAUAAUUACAUAUCUAAUAAAAUUAGUGAAAUCAACAUAACCUAUGGUUCAUGAUUUUAUUUUUAUUAUAUCCAAUCCAUUCGUCAUAGAAUUAUAUCUUCAGAGCUUAAGAAAAAAUUUGUCGGUUUUCCUAUCGUGCGAUGAUGAAACUGAAGACGUGAAACCUAUUCAAUUUAAUAUACCUGCAUCAUAUAGUGAAAAAGUCAAAAUUCAUAAUUGGCAAAUGAAUACACUAGCAGAACCAAAAGAUAAUAAAGAUAUUUUUCCACCAAAAGGAAAUCUUCAGAAAUCAAGUUAUAGACGAUUAGGUUCUUUCGACGAACCUAUGGGUAUAUCUGAAACUCAUGCUAUGCUAUCUCAAAUAGAUUUCAAGGAUUUGUACAAAUCGAUGCAACCACAUAGAGGUUUUCUUAAAAUGCUAUCUUUUGCAAGGACCGAGGAAGAACAAGAGAAAGAACCAAAGUUAGAAGAUAUAAUCUAUAGUUCUGAAGAAAUGCGUUGCAUGGAUUAUCGAACCACGACAGAAAUUGAAUAUCGAGCACCUUAUCCAAUGAAAUCUGGACCACCGCCUCAAGCACCUCCUCCAGUACCAUGGUUACUUAACCGUCGAACUAUUGGUUAUACUCUUGAAGAUCUACAGAAAUAUGAUGGUGUCGUUACAUUUUUGGAUGAAAAUAUGAAGCUCCAAUAUUGCAUAGCUGAUCUAAAAAAGGAACGAAAUAAAAUGAGAGAUAUUAUAUCAAUCAACUCUUCAAAUGAUUGCAGUUCACGUCAAAUUGUCAAAAAAAAUGAAAACGAAUAUCAAUGUCAUGAAUAAAUAAAAAUACAAGUUUACAAUAUUAAAAUACAUAAAAUGAAAAAAUUAAAAUAGAUCAUUUAUAAAUAAAAACAAAAAUUUAUUGACUUAAUAUAUUGGUAGCAGGAGGCAAAUUAAAAACAAAUAUUUAUAUACAAUUUUUCAUUGAAAAACAUAUCUACAAGAUAACUUUUUUUUAUAAGACUUGUUAUAGCAUUAUAUAGAGAAUAAUACAUCAAAAUAUAUUAGAAUAGGACUCAUAUGUAGGAUUGUACAUCGUUGCUCGUGACAGAAGCAAAAGCUACACAAUUUCUUAAAAUAAUUAUUAUUUCUGUGCUGCAAUUGUUCUUUUAGCUAUCAUAUUGUGGCACUCUGUAUGUGAAGUUAUUACUUGUGACAAUAUUAAUUCCGGCACCAUAAUAUGGCAUAACAUAAUGUGAACCAUCCGCUGGUCCGACAAUCUGUGUUGCUAUUAGUAUUACAUCUGCGAAUUGACCCAGGAAGAGAAAACCUAAAGUACUUAAUUUCAACAAUCCAAGUGCUGGAUAUCCAAGAUAAAAACGAUCUGCACCAAACAUACCCAAAAAUAUAGACAACAGUAAAGUUGUCUCAAAGGAAUAUCCAUUACUGUAAAUGAUUAUAAGAAAAUAUUUGAUAUGAAACAUAGUGACAUUCAAUUAAAAUGAUCUUAAUAUAUAUAUAUAUAUGUACAUAUACAUACGUCCAUUUACAAGGUAUAUCCUUUUUAAAAGUAUUAUUUCUUGUUUCUGUACAAAUAAGGCCAUCUGCAGCUAGACACAACACUAAAAAAUAAAAUUUAAAUACAUUAUUUACGAAAAUUAAUGAAUAAUUUAAGAAACAUCAAGUUUUUACAAUUCUUAUCAUUGUAUUGUUCUUGGCAUAAGUUUACAAAAUGUACGAUAAUAAAAAGCAUUUUAGGAAAAGAUGUAUAAAAUAUUUAGUAAAGGUUAAUACUGUAAUUGAUAAAUAUACGUAUUACAAA